This is a messenger RNA of Galdieria sulphuraria, 1421 nucleotides long. Its product is annotated as acid phosphatase. The record is from RefSeq and is a predicted model, not a curated record. Gene Ontology annotation, molecular function: acid phosphatase activity; ferrous iron binding; ferric iron binding. NCBI's taxonomy places the organism in Eukaryota, Rhodophyta, Bangiophyceae, Galdieriales, Galdieriaceae. The coding region runs from base 6 to 1166 and encodes 386 amino acids. The transcript is spliced from 4 exons.
CAAAGAUGGUGGAAUCUUUGGAAGAUUCAAAUGAAUGUUCGGUAAAAUUUGUUUUUUACCUGAAAAUGUCGGAAGAGGAGCAACUUCUUACGAACCCUUAUAAGAGGAAAAAAUACAAGCUUUUAUGGUAUUCGCCAGUUUUGUUGCUGUUGCUAGCUGUAACUAUUUUGGUACCUAUGUUCAGCUUUUCCGUUUCGUUACCUUUACUCGGUAGAUGGUUUUGGUUUUCGAGUAGCCCGGAGUUUUCAUUUAUGGUGGUUGGUGAUUGGGGAAGAGAAGGGCACCACCAUCAGAAGAGAGUAGCAAGUGCCAUGGCUGUUUUGGCUCGUUAUGUUAAGCCUCGUUUUAUUAUUAGCACAGGCGACAAUUUUUAUGAGGAUGGAGUAGCUUCUGCCAGAGACAAACAGUGGAAUAUUUCUUUUGAAAACGUUUAUUCUUACAGGAUGUUGGAAAAUAUUCCGUGGUAUGCCGUUUUAGGAAAUCAUGAUCACUUGGGCAAUUAUACUGCACAAGUUGACUAUUCUAACAAAAGCGAGCGUUGGAAUAUGCCUCGUCCGUUUUUCUCAAUACCUGUGAAUAGCUAUUUUGGGGAACAAUAUCUUUUUGUCUUUUUGGAUACAACUCCGUUUAUCAAAGAUUCCUAUGGAGAAGUGGCCCGAAAGAAUGGAAAACAGAGUUGGAGGCUUCAACUUUCUUGGCUCGAGAAACUUUUGAACUCUUCCAGUAGUAGACGAAUAUUUGUUAUUGGGCAUCACAAUAUGUAUUCUUCAAGUAUUGCUGGUGAACGGGGUCGGGAAGAAUUGAGAAUAUUAUUGAAACCGAUAUUAGAUAAAUAUUCUUCUAGAAUAACAGCGUACGUAUCAGGUCACGAACACUCUUUGCAACAUUUGCAACCUUAUGGAGUUUCUGGAAUCGAUCAUUUUAUUUCAGGAGGUGGUUCAAAGACGGAUAAUUUGAAGGACCCACCCAAGGAUGCUGAACAAUAUUGGUAUGAUUGUUGUAAAGUUUUGCCUUUUGGAGUGCAGGAUAAGGACAAGCCUCGUAGCUUAUUCCGAGCCAGUACACAUGGCUUUUUUAUCUUCAAAGUUUAUGGCAAUGAGAUUGUCGCAGAAGCUUAUAGUCAGAAAGCGAAAUUAUUAUACCAAUAUCAUAAGAGUCUACGAUGACUAUUUUUUGGGUUUUCGCUGUCUUUUGUAGUUGCAUUAUUUUAUUGAGAAGUUUAUAUUUGAAAACAGGCAAAAUAAAUGAUUGUGCUUGUUUUCUUUGAAUUUUCGGGAUGUUUUUUAUUGCUAUAUUAUUUUAUGGUUUAAAUGAACUUUUUCAAUUGCAUUUCGAAUACUUGAUAAACCGUUGUGAAAUAUUAUAAGAAUACGUACUGUUGUCAAAGCAACUAGGCUGUUAAUGAAUAGUUUGACAGCCUC